AUUCAUGAAAUGUCAUAACAUAACCUUUAACCUAAAAAUUAGUUCCGCGGCAAAAUUUUCAAAGAAAUAACUAUGGCAGAUGAUAGAAAUAUGGACUUUAACAACUCUCUGAUUCUUCACAAUCAAAAUUUGGAAGAAGCCGAGGAAUUAGAAGACCGUAAACGCCGCGAAGAAGAGAUGCACAGCUUGAUAUCGCAGGCCCUGGCACAGUUCGACUUUGAUGAUCAAAGCACGAUCAAUUCCUCAAUUAGAUCUAACGACGAGACCGGCGUAGGCCGUCAAGAUGUCGAUUCCUUGCACGAUAUGUACCGUGAGGCGAAUGCCAACGAACAGUUAAAAGUUUUGUACGAUAUUAGAGUGCGCGAGGUGGAAACUUUAAAUAAGGAAAUGGAAAAGUUGAAGUUAGAAUGGAAGGAGCAAGAGAAGGGGCUUAAGAGACAAAUUAUGCUACACGAAGCUGAAAAUCAACGGAAAUCCGGGACACUAAAAGAAUCUCAAAGUCUUGUAGUUGAGAAAGUCGACCAAAUUCAGAAAUUAACUGUAGAACUGAAUAGUUUUAAAAACGCGUUGGCCAAUUUGGAAUCUAAAUUGAAAGAGCUGGACGAUGAGAAUAGUGUGUUGCGGCAGUUGAACAUGGACUUGGAGCAGCAAAGGAUAUUGAUGCAAAACGGUUUUCCUUUGAAAUCUGCCGCCGCUGAUAAAGAAUUUCAGGAAACGCAGAGAGUUAAGAUUGAUCAGCUGGAAAAAACUCUGUUUCAAGCGAAGGAGGAGAUUGCUCAUAAGGAGCGGCGAUGUAGGGAAUUAGAGGAAGAGUUUAAGCGUAAUCUUUGCAAUCGUGAUAGUGACUUGAUGCAAAAAAACGUGGUAAUAAGUACACUGACCGAAAACAAUCAACGUUUACUGCAACAGUACCAAGAAAUCCUCAGAGUUACGAACGAACAGACGGAAAAACUGCAGCUUACUAAUAACCAACACUUGGAAAGAGAGCUUCAGAAAAUUCGCGAGAAAGACGCGCUCGAGAAAGAAAUCCGGCGGGAGGUUACCGGCCAAUUUGAGACAGAAGUUUCCUUAUUAAAGGCCGAAAAUGAGAAAUUAAAGCAUGAUUUGUGCGUCAACGAGAAUCAAUUGAGCAAUGUUCAAAAUCAAAUAGAAGCUUUAAGUGGCUUAAGCUUGGAGAAGCAGGAGCUUGAAAAUAACGUUCGCAAAUUAUUAGCCUCCUUGAGUGAAAUGAAGGCAGAGAAAGACGGACUUGUAAAGACACUAAAAGUUUGUGAAGAUGAAAAGCAGCAGUUGGAGAAUCAGCAGGCUCGUUUCAUCGCGGAAAGUCAGCUUGUGAAGGUUUUGAAAACGGAAAACGAAAAUUUGCAAAAGAAAAUCACCGAUCUUCAAGUUAGUCAUCGGGAGGACGAGCGUUCUGUGCAAACGUCUCUGCCGUUUAUAAAUAAUUUAGAUUACACUAAUUCUCAAGAACAACUGUUAACCGCUCGUAAUCGAAUAUUAGUACUCGAAAAUCAAAUGAAACAGUUGCAAGAAGAAAAUUCACAACUUCAAGUUAAAAUCGGUUUAGAACACGAAAGGGAGAGCUUAAUUAAAAAUCUGCAACAAAAAGCCACGGAGUUCGAGAAGAUCAUUCAAAAGAGACAGAAACAUCACAAAACUGUAUCAAUUGGCACCAACACAACUCACGAAUAUGACAGCUCAUUGUUGAAAGUACAGCAUGACACUCUCCUAUACCAAACAGAAGCAAAGUUACAUCAAAAACUAAAGAAGGAGUUUGAUGAGAAACUAAGUAAGGCUAUUUCGGAUCAUAAUACAUUGCACGAAUGUAAAAACUGCAAAAGGUUGCAAGAAGAGUGCGAGCAACUAAACGAUUUGCGUCAGCACGAUCGCGAGGCAGUCGUAAACUUAUUUACCGUGUGGGAAGAGAAGUUCGAUCAGCUUGAACGAGAACACGAAAGCAGCAAGCAACAGUUGAUGAACGCAAGGGCGGAAGCUGAGCAGAUAGCAUUGUACAGCAAGCAAACUUUAGCUGAAUAUACCGAAAAGUAUGGAAAUGCACUGAGAGUACUACAGGACAAUGGCGGUGGAGGUGAUGACGGCUCGAAUGAUUUGAUUAAAGCCAAAGUUGAAGCUGAGUAUAAGGACAAAUAUCAUAAAACCAUGGAAGAGAUAAAGAAAAACAUGGAAGGCGCGCUGAAUGAUCAAAGGCAAGCAAACAUACAACGUUGCCAAAUUAUAUCAAAACGUUUGAGCCAAGUGAAAGCUAAAAUUUAUGAGGAUAUCGACAGAUGUUUGUAGAUGCAGCCGAUUCAUCAGAUCCUAAGGUACACUUCGGAAAUAAAGAAGACAUAACUCACUUUUUGCAUAGAUAUAACAAGUAUCUCUACAUGCUGUGAUUCUAAUUAAUGUUACAAAUGGUUAAGUACAAAUGUUUCAAUUACAUACAAUUGUUGAAUAUAUGUUUUGUCUUA
This is a messenger RNA of Photinus pyralis (common eastern firefly), 2471 nucleotides long. Its product is annotated as protein MLP1-like. NCBI's taxonomy places the organism in Eukaryota, Metazoa, Arthropoda, Insecta, Coleoptera, Lampyridae. The transcript has 16 exons. Bases 73 to 2298 code for a protein of 741 amino acids. The record is from RefSeq and is a predicted model, not a curated record.